UAGCGCGGCUUAUUGAGCCUGCGCUAAAGAAAAGAGGAGGUUCUUGAAGAUAGUCCUUUAUUUAUUUCUUUGUUUUCAGACGAAAAAAUAAUAACAGUGAUAUCUAUUACAAGGACUUCAUUUGUUGUCUUUGUCAAUUCACGCAAGAAAACUGGAUAAGAUUACAGUAGUAAUUCUGAAGCCAAAGCGAAGGGGAGGAGGAUGAAGCGGCGCAAUGCGGACUGCAGCAAACUCCGACGGCCGUUAAAACGGAAUCGAAUCACCGAGGGUAUAUACGGCAGUACCUUCCUCUACCUGAAGUUCUUGGUGGUGUGGGCUUUGGUGCUGCUGGCGGACUUUGUGCUCGAGUUCAGGUUUGAGUACCUGUGGCCCUUCUGGCUGUUCAUCCGGAGCGUCUACGACUCCUUCAGAUACCAGGGGCUGGCAUUCUCCGUGUUCUUUGUGUGUGUGGCGUUUACUUCCGACAUCAUAUGCCUGCUCUUCAUCCCCGUCCAAUGGCUGUUCUUCGCCGCCAGUACCUACGUGUGGGUUCAGUACGUCUGGCAUACAGAGCGAGGCGUCUGCCUCCCCACAGUGUCUCUAUGGAUACUGUUUGUCUACAUAGAGGCAGCUAUCAGAUUCAAAGACCUGAAGAAUUUCCACGUAGACCUGUGUCGCCCCUUCGCCGCACACUGCAUCGGCUACCCCGUGGUAACGCUGGGCUUCGGCUUCAAAAGUUACGUCAGCUAUAAGAUGCGCCUUCGGAAGCAGAAGGAAGUGCAGAAGGAGAACGAGUUCUACAUGCAGCUCCUGCAACAGGCUCUGCCACCAGAGCAACAGAUGCUUCAGAGACAAGAGAGGGAGGCAGAGGAAGCUGCAGCUGCUAAAGGCAUAUCAGAGGUGGACCCGGCCCCGGUCUCACAGAACGGCGCCCCCGCCAGUAAAAAGACGACGCCGGCGCCGCUGCCGGAGUUGGAAUACAAAGAAAAAGGUAAAGAGGGCCGGGAGGCGAAAAAACAACACAACAACAACAGCAGCAGCAGCAGCAACAGCAACAUCCUGCCGUCCUCGGUAGACUCUAAACUCCAGGAGAUGGAGUACAUGGAGAACCAUAUGAACAACAAGAGACUGCCCACAGAGCUGGUGGGCAGCACGGAGAACCUGCUGCUCAAGGAGGAGAACUCCUCCUGCUCCUGCUCCUCUUCAUCCUCCUCCUCGUCCUCCUCCAAAAAUUACAAGAAUGUGAGCGGCAGUGCGGCGGCGGCCGUUGGCGCCGGGAACUCCUCGCCGCGCGGCCACAGCGCCACCAACGGCGGCGUGGCCUCCUUCUCGGGCCCUCCCCCCCCCUCUUCCUCGGGGGGGAAGAACGAGAAGAAGCAGAAGGUGGCGUCAGGGAAGGGCCAGGUGCCAGGGGCCCACAAGGACCCCACAGACAACUGCAUCCCCAACAACCAGCUGAGCAAGCCGGAAGCACUCGUACGGCUGGAGCAGGACGUGAAGAAGCUGAAGGCAGACCUCCAGGCCAGCCGACAAGUGGAGCAGGACCUUCGCAGUCAGAUCGGCUCCCUGGGCAGCGCCGAGCGCUCCGUCCGCUCUGAGUUGGGCCAGCUACGCCAGGAGAACGAGCUGCUGCAGAACAAGCUCCACAGUGCCGUGCAGGCCAAGCAGAAGGACCGGCAGUCGGUGGGCCAGCUGGAGAAGAGGCUGAAGGCCGAGCAGGAGGCGCGCGCCGCCGCCGAGAAGCAGCUCGCCGACGACAAGAAGCGCAAGAAGCUGGAGGAGGCCACGGCAGCCCGGGCGGUGGCGCUCGCUGCCGCGUCCAGAGGAGAGUGCACAGACACACUGAGGAGACGCGUCUCUGAGCUGGAGGCGGAGUGCAAGAAGCUGACCAUGGACAUCAAGCUCAAAGAGGACCAGAUCCGAGACCUGGAGAUGAAAGUGCAGGAGCUUCACAAGUAUAAGGAGAACGAGAAGGGCACCGAGGUGCUCAUGGCGGCCCUGUCGGCCAUGCAGGAUAAGACCCAGCACCUGGAGAACAGCCUCAGCGCCGAGACCAGGAUCAAGCUGGACCUGUUCUCAGCACUGGGCGAUGCCAAGCGCCAGUUGGAGAUCGCACAAGGUCAGAUCUUGCAGAAAGACCAGGAGAUCAAAGAUCUGAAGCAGAAGAUAGCCGAGGUGAUGGCAGUCAUGCCCAGCAUCUCCUACACUGGGGACACGAGCAGCAUGACCCCUGUGGCCCCUCAUUACUCCUCCAAGUUCAUGGACACCAGCCCCUCCGGCCUGGACCCCAACGCCUCGGUCUACCAGCCCCUCAAAAAGUGAACGCUCCUCCUCCUCCUCCUUUCUCCUCCAUCCAUUGAUCCGCUCCACCCAAUUCUUUAUUAUUAUGAUUUUUUUCUUCCCUUUUUCCUCUCCAAGUCCACCUCGUCCAGACCUGCUCAGCAUGUCUGUCAACUUUUUUUUUUUCUCUCCCUGCCAGGUCAGAAGGAUGUUGUAUCGUGUGACUGUAUUUGUUGUAGUGAAAACAAAAGACAAAAAAAAAGGGACAUACAUGUCAACUAGGAAAUCGCAGUUUCUUUUUUCUCUCGUAAGUGUCUAGUGAAACCUCACAGAAUACAGAAUUGGGCAUGCAUCUUAUCCCUAAGGCAACAACAUGUUGUUGUCCCCCCCUCCCUUACCACUACCUGGUCUUGGGGAAUGGCUCAUUUUUUGGGGUUAGUUUCCCAUUGGCUUUUUCUUCACGUUGGAAUUGAGAUUCAUCGGUUGGCAGGAACUGUCAUCUCUCCGUCGAAAGCUGGAUGGCUAGCGCAUCUCUCAUUUUUUUUCCCUCUUUUAGCUCCGAGGUGGUCUCCGAGUUUCUCUAUGCCACUCAGAAGAAUGUAGUGCAAAGUUGGCACAGACUCUUAAGCCCUGCUGUGUUCAUGCUACUUUUCAAAAAGCCCAGUUGCGUGUGUCUCUGACACACGCAACUGGGCUUCUUCUUUUUGAUAAUCGGUUAAUAAUGAGUGGAUUGUGUGGUCUCCGUUUUUCAGCCUUGGGAUCAUUGCUGCCUCAGCAAGCUGGAAAACAACAUGAGAUAAAAACGUAUUAAAUACAAAUCUUAGCAGCCCCUCAACUCAAAAGCCCCGUUGGUUGUAUUUAUCUGGAUCCUGUCCAAUAGGAUUUAAAGAUGGCAUCAUGGAGAAGUUAAUGUAUGACAUGCCUUCCUGUGUAGUCUCACACCUAUUGUCAUGAUCACAGUGCCUUGAGACAGGACCUCAUUGGUGGAUUAUUAAGAAGAUGCCCCCAACCCAUUGCCCUGCCCCUGUUUAAUUUGAUGCCAUUAUUUGGCCAUGCUAGAGAAGACUUGAGUUGAUACCAUUCAGCCACCAUAUAAAUCCAUCUCAAUCUGAAAUUGAAAGUGGACUAGUAUUAGUUAAGUAUCACUUCUGGCUGACUCUUCAGCACAUCAGAUGUUGAGCUACUGUACUUUCUAGCAUAGCAAUCGAGUGACCAUCAGCCUACUUUUUGCUGUAUGUCAACCUGACAUCAGUCACCACCCAGUCUACUGCACACAGGCCUCAGCAUGGCCACUGCCCUGCAGCUUAAAGCAACACUGCUCUCUCUGCUGUUAACCUCACUCCUCUCUCCUGUUGGUUUAGCUACUGGCCCCUCUUCUGUCCAAAACUGUUGAGUAACUGUUCAGUAAAAAAAACACAAGUUGUUUGAAAGGGAAAAGAUGGAUUUUUGUGUGCAAUGUAUACAUGUAUACAAGGAAAUGAGGCUCUAGAAAUGCAGAGGAAAAGCAAAUUCCAUUGAAAUUGCUUACCCCAAAUGUUGUUGAAGAUUCAACCAUGUGCCAAGAAAGAAAUACACAUUUUCUUCAGAUAUGUACCAAGAAUGUACUCCAAAUACAUUGGCCGAUUUGUUGGUCAGAUGACCUGUGAUAUAAUUACAGUAAUAGAGCAGAAGACCCCACGGCCACCUGUUUGUAGUAGACUGUUUACGUAGUUUGAAGUAAGGAAGUAGGAUAUGACAUGUUUUCUUUUUGUGAAUGUUACAGUAUUUGCAACUGUCUGGGACGUUGGUGUUAAAAACUGCUGAUUUCCCCUUUCUCCUCUUUGGUAUUGUUGUUGUUUCCUGCAGGGAAACUAGCUCAAGUCUGACGUGGUUUUGCCGUCAUCUGAAAUGGUCAUUUUGUGUGUGUGGUUUGACCUACUGUACAUGGAAAAGGUUUUUUUUGUGCAGAGAUUGCUAUGUCAUUGGCUACUGAAAUUGUGACAGUUAUAGUUUGGUGGUCAGUUGGCUCAAGUUGAAAGUAUAGAGAAACAUUUCAUUUGUUUGUUUUCAAUGCCCGCAGUCACUGCUCUGUUCCUCCCCAGGUCUGACCUCGGCUGCGCUCUCGCUCUGUGAGGUUUACAAGGAAUAAAAAAUUAAUAAAUAAAAAAAAAAAA
Molecule: messenger RNA, 4412 nt
Organism: Osmerus eperlanus (European smelt)
Lineage: Eukaryota; Metazoa; Chordata; Actinopteri; Osmeriformes; Osmeridae
Gene: maco1b
Product: macoilin 1b
Exons: 11
Coding region: 202-2301 (699 amino acids)
Biological process (GO): neuronal signal transduction
Cellular component (GO): rough endoplasmic reticulum membrane
Source: RefSeq, a predicted model, not a curated record